AUGGGUGCUGCUAAUAAUAAUGACACUGGUUCUAAAGAUUGGCUUAAAGAAAGAGCUGCUAUAUCUGCCGCCCAUCGAAGACAAAAGACUGACCCGGCAGCAUCAAAACUUGUUGACCAAUUACACAAAGAACGCAUUCAAGGAAAUUCCGAAGAAACAGUUGACGAGGAAUAUGAAGAUCUUGAUGCAAUUACUAGUGUACCACCUCCUGAAGAAAUAGUUGUCAAAGUUGCACCAAAAGAAAAUACAACCACUACACUUCAUGGCAAAGAGACUAGUGAAGAUGUUUAUCAGUCAUUUAUGAAAUCAGUUUUGGAAGGGGGAUUAGCCACGGAAUCUUCAUUGGAAUUUUGGCGAAUUCAUGAAUUGUAUUCAAAGAAAAAAGAUGCACUUACACCUAAUACUGUUGACAUAAUUGGGAACAUUGAUAACAUUAUAGAUUUUUUAAAAAAUUUUCAUAAUCAACUUGUUAAAUGUAAUACAGCUAGUGACUGUAUUUUUAGAUUUCCAAAAGGUGAAAGUUUAUUAAAAGAUUUAGCGUUUAAUCAGUUAAAUAGGAUUUUAAUUCUUCACCCUGUUGCAUGUCAAUUAAUUGUAAAAUGCGUGUUAGAAUUUUCUAAAUGCUUGAACAAUGUUCCGAAUUUUAUUCAAGGAAAUAACUCAAGAAAUUGGUGCGCAGAUAGAAUUAAAAGUAUUAUUCAAUCUCAUAAUGAUGUAGAUGAAAUAUCAGACAACUUUUCAUAUUAUAAUGAAAUUGGAUUGUAUGAAUUCCAUGGGCUUGUAGUCAAAGAAUUUAUUACAACAAUAAAAGAAUUCUUGAAAGUCAUAGAGAAUUCAUCAGUUGAAUUACCUAAUAAAUGUUUUAUAAAAAUUUCACAACAAUGUUUGCCACUUUUAAAUGAUUUGAAUAUGGUAGAAUUGAUAGAUCGUAUAAUAGUUGUGGCAACUAAAAAUUAUUUAAAUUAUGAAACAUGCCUUGAAAAUAAUAAUAAUGAUGAACAAUUUUUAUUAUUUUCUGAUGUUUUUAUAGAAAAAUUGAUCUUUAUCAAUACUACAUUUUAUGAGCACCUUUCUAUCGAUGCAAAGGAUGGAUUAUGGGCAACAUGUCCAAUUACUGUAGAAAAUGAGAUUAUGAACAUUUUUGGUCAAUUACUUUUCCCAAUUGAUAGUAAUUACAUGAAUCCACAUUAUAUCAAAGGUUUCUUAAAAUCAAACAUUAUAAUUCAAAGAAUGUUUAAACAUCCUGAAAUAUUUCAUCAAUGUUUAUAUGUGCUGAUGAAAUUGAUAUUGGAAAUACCUGAUCAGAGGAUACUAAGAUUAAUUGAAUUAGUUAUUCAGUUAAUAUUUGAUGAAAAUAUUGAAUUCAUAGUUAAUAAAUCAAACAUAAAGUGUAAAUUUCUAAGCAAAUUAAUAGAUAUGAUAACCAUACUUAAAUCUAAUCCUGAUUUGAACUCACUUGAAGAAUUAAACAGAAUUAGAAAGCAUUCAUUUACUAUAGAAGAGUCAUCGUAUUAUUUAAAUCAUAAAAGACAAGUAUGGAUAAUCUUUAAAUCUUGUGUAAAAUGGAAUUAUUGGACUAUAAAUGAAAUUUUGGACAUCAAUAAAUAUUCCAAUAUUGAGGAAUUGAAAGAAUUCAUUUCAUAUUUAGGUUGGCUGAUUCUUCCAAUAGAUGAAGAGGACAAAGAAGGAUUAAUUAAUCUAAUUAUUACGUUAACUGAUAUUAUUAUAAGAAUAAGAGAUUAUUUAUUAAAUUCAGCAAGAGACAUUUCAUUAAUAAUUAAAUUAAUGAGUCAACACAAAAAUUUAUUUGAAAACAAUUCAUUAUUACUAUACUUAAUAUUAGGAAUCUUAAAAUAUUCAGAAACAAAUUUUAUUGAAUCAUUAGAAUCAAUUUAUUUUCCUAUACCUGUAGUGAAUAAUCUUCCUACAAGACUUGGACUUUCUGAUGCUGCCAUAGAUGCCAAAUUACUUGCCCAUUUCUUUUUUGCAUCUUAG
Molecule: messenger RNA, 1995 nt
Organism: Entrophospora sp. SA101
Lineage: Eukaryota; Fungi; Glomeromycota; Glomeromycetes; Entrophosporales; Entrophosporaceae
Source: the annotation of a GenBank genome assembly